UUCGAUUUGAAAUGGUCAUUACAAGUACAAACAAAAGAACUUCAACCAUACAAGUCGAUAAAUUCUACAACUUUAUGGAUCUAAUGGACCAAAUUUAAAUAAUAUUUAUCACCUUCUUAGGAGAACCGGCUGCCGGUGCAAUGUAAUUACUUGCCUUCCUAAAUCUAUCGAUCUCUAUCUGUCAAUCCGUAGACUUUUGUAUGUUUUGUGGGUCUCUCUCUCCCCACCAAAACUCAAACAAAUCCACACUCGCACCCACUCGCGCGUCAUCACAAUAUCUUCCCUUCCCUUCUUAUAUUACGAUAAGGCUUUGUACAAAUGCACGCACAGCCCUCAUCAUCAUCACCACUCAUGAGCAGCAACAACACCUGAAGACUGAUGGAGAGACAGAACAUUCAUCACAGCCGUUCAAUUUCCUCCACCUUCUAUCUUAAGCUACUUCUACUUCUUCUCUAUGGCUUACCGUACGGUACAGCACAGCCAUCAAGGACGAAUCCGGCGACGCCUCCUAAUGACUUCUCGUUUGGGCAGAGAUUCAACCCGUCGUUGGCGAUCGUCAUGAUGGUUAUCGUCAGUAUCUUCUUCUUGCUGGGCUUCAUAUCCGUCUAUAUCCGCCAGUGCGGAGGGGCCCGUUAUGGCCGGCCCAAUCUCGAUCCCAACGGUUUAGGCGGGAACGGCAGACGGUCACGUGCGGUACGUGGGCUUGACCCGGAAGUCAUCUCGACGUUCCCUACGUUCGUUUACUCCGCCGUGAAGGGACUGAAGAUCGGUAACGGCUCGCUUGAAUGUGCGGUGUGUAUAAACGAGUUUGAGGACGAUGAAACGCUGCGUUUGAUUCCUAAGUGCAGUCACGCCUUUCACCCAGAAUGCAUCGAUGCCUGGCUGGGAUCUCACGUCACCUGCCCGGUUUGCCGAGCCAACUUGGUGCCUAAACCGGGUGAGGUAGAUAACAGUACGGUUCAUAUGUUUGGACCAGACCGCAUUUUGGACCCUCAAUCCGAUGUCUCAAUCCACGUGGCAGAGGAUAAUGCAGAUAGAGGGUUGAGUAUGCAACCUCCGGAGUUGAAUAUGAUUAAUCCAACGAUCCACAAUAGGCCACCAAGGUCAAAGUCAACAGGGUGGCGGUUGACUAGUUUAUUUCCACGGUCUCAUUCGACCGGUCAUUCACUGGUCCAAGCAGGUGAUAACCACGAGCGGUUCACACUAAGAUUACCAGUCGAUUUACGGAAUCAGCUAAUAAACUCGACACUGAACCGGUCUAAGAGUUGCGUGGGGUUUCCAAGAGCACAAAGUUCAAAGAAGGGAUUUAGGAGUGCAAGUACUGGAAGGAGUGUAAGUGGAAGGAAUUAUUUUCAAUACGAGCGGUUUGGGCAGGAGGGGCGGCCGGACCGGUGGGUGUUCACUCCCACCCCACCAUUUUUAACAAGAGCCGGUUCCGUUCGGUCUAAUGCAACCCCACCAAAUAAUCUAGCCAAAUCUGUUAGAUUGUCAAUUGAUGACAACGAGAUUGGGGAACGGUCGUCUGAUAGGUUAAGACCUGAUAGUGAAGUUUAAUCAGAUAAGCUCUCUCUUUUUCUUUUUUUUUUUGGUUUAGGGUUAGGUAGUGUGGAUUGCGAUGUUGAGGAAAUACGAUUUUCUGUAUAACUUUGUGCUGUUUUUCUAUCUUUUCUUAUCUGUAAGAGUGUAAGGUUUGAAACUUUGCUCUUUUUUUUUUGUCUUGAAUACCUAACAAUCUAGAAUUAGGCAGGUGGAACUGAUGGGUGUUAGUCAUGUGUUUUUUAUAACACUAAAACAGAAGAACAUCAUUUAACAAUUAUUCAGUGAGAUUA
Tripterygium wilfordii is the source of this 1829-nucleotide messenger RNA. RefSeq names its product RING-H2 finger protein ATL11-like. The coding region runs from base 379 to 1554 and encodes 391 amino acids. Lineage: Eukaryota; Viridiplantae; Streptophyta; Magnoliopsida; Celastrales; Celastraceae. The record is from RefSeq and is a predicted model, not a curated record. The transcript has a single exon.